Messenger RNA from Labrus mixtus (cuckoo wrasse), 2595 nucleotides. RefSeq names its product small ubiquitin like modifier 1 (gene sumo1). Gene Ontology annotation, biological process: protein sumoylation. Bases 134 to 439 code for a protein of 101 amino acids. The transcript has 5 exons. NCBI's taxonomy places the organism in Eukaryota, Metazoa, Chordata, Actinopteri, Labriformes, Labridae. The record is from RefSeq and is a predicted model, not a curated record. Gene Ontology annotation, molecular function: ubiquitin-like protein ligase binding; protein tag activity. Gene Ontology annotation, cellular component: PML body; nucleus.
AAAGAAGCGACUCAUCACGUCACUUCCGGUUGCUGGCGAUUUCUCAUAACAUCCAGCUUGAGCAGCGACUGAAAGCUAAACGUUAGCUACAUCUAUUGUCACUUUAUUUUAACUGCAUACGCAGAGGAAAAACAUGUCAGAUACGGAGACAAAACCAUCCAGCCAAGACGGGGGGGAUAAGAAGGAUGGAGAGUACAUCAAAUUAAAAGUGAUUGGUCAGGACAGCAGUGAAAUCCACUUUAAGGUGAAAAUGACGACACAUCUGAAGAAGCUGAAGGAGUCUUACAGCCAGAGACAGGGUGUCCCAGCCAGCACGCUAAGGUUCCUGUUUGAGGGACAAAGAAUCUCAGACAACCAAACUCCAAAAGAGCUGGGGAUGGAGGACGAGGACGUCAUCGAGGUUUAUCAAGAACAGACCGGCGGACUUUGGAAUGAUUAAACCUCCUGCAUUUCUAAAUCUUUUUUCUUAUUUUAUAUUUUAUUUUGUAUGUAUGUACGUAUUUUUGUUCGGUUUCAAACCAUCUGGAUCAAAACUGACUCUAUCAGGGCUUCCAUUGGAGAGGACAGGGAGAUGAACAGACUGAGGUAAGGACAAUGAAAAAGAUGGCGGGUUUCUGAAGCGCAGGGAUGCUCAUGCUGUUGACCAGAGCAAUAGAUUUCAACAUGAGUGUCACACCCAAAUUUACAUUGAAUAAUGUGUGUACUAUGUUUGCUUUUUCAUCUUGUCUUUGGGGUGGCAGCAUAAGGAAGCAAGGCUGUUGAGAAAAUUUCAUUAAAGAAAUAGUUCACCCAAAAAAUGAAGUGUUUUCAUCUCAUCACACAGUUGCAAGACAAGUAAGUUAUCAUGAUGUAAAGCCUGAUUUGUGUCCGAUCUCUUCAAAGAGUUGAAUUAAAUGUGAACCUCUGUUUAAUUGAAUCAAAAACAUGUCAUGAUGUUGGUCAUGACCAGAUGUGAUCUCUCCUGUUUGGCACAAAGUAGCUCUGUUCUUAAUGGUUUCAGAAUAGUGUAAUCAUGCACCUUUGAAGCAAAACUUACGGUGAAUUUGUGGAUAUCUGAGUAUCUGAUAUCUAAGUGCUUGAAAAUGCUAAAGCUUUAAGAACAGAUGAUCAUGAAGCAAAUCUUGAUCAUUGGAGCCACUUGAGAACACUUGGAAUCUGCAAUUAAGAGCACCCAAGUCCUUAUGACCUCAGUGUUUGGGGAGGCUGGAGCAAAGCAGUAUCAGCUGUGCAGAUAAUGUCAGAAUAUGAUUUUUGUAUGCGCUAUUUGUUCAUAAUAGUCAUGACAAUAGCAGACUUCUAGUUCCCUUGUAUAGGAUAUUGAAAAAGAAGUCUGCAUGUUUUUAAUUGGGUCAACAGAGGAGUUUAAUUCAUCAAGUCAGGGGUAGAGGACAGGUAUUUGCACGCUAAGCAGGUCAUUCCACAUAUCUUAACAGCAGGAUUUCUGGGCUGUCUACAUCAAUGCGACAGAACAUGAAUAUGAGUUUGUCAACAUUUGAUUCUUUAGAUUUGAAUCAUUUGCAAAUAACAGCCUCUGUUUGCCAUGUUUGAACAACUGCACCCUCAUCAAAUUGUAAAAUUACGAUCAGAGUUGACCUGAUGUGGUAAUAUUUGAGAACACAUUUUUUAAAUGGUAAAUGUGCUUUACUUGUAUAUGUUGUAUUCAGUAUUAGUGUGUUUGAAUGAUAUGCCAUAUGUUUCUUCUUUGUCGUCUCUAAUUGAUAUUCGAGGGAGUCAUUCUGUAAUGAUAUAUCUAAAUAUAUAUACCCUUUAUGCAAAUAUUUUGCUUGCUAACAGAGUGUUUAAACUUGGUGGAAUAUGUCCUUCUGCGGUUUGUUCAAGGGGAAAUCUUGGAAAUGGUCAUCUAUGAACAGUGACUUGUUACACGUUUGUGUCAGCGCUUGUUUUAGAAACUUUUCUUUUUGGAAUGAACUCUUAGUCUGUGUACUGUAAGAAGUUCCUCAAAAGAACAGCCCCAAACUGUGUCAUCUUUGUAAUUAGAAUGGGACCGUAAAUAAGAAACAUAGAUGCUUGCAUGAUCAGAUGCUUCACUCCUGAAGAAUGGAAUAACCAACUACAAAUGUGGACGUGUGACAGCGUGGUUGUUUCAUUCCUCACAAACACUCAAAACGUCAGGUUAAAUCUGCCAAGGACAAUAGUUGAGCUGCACCUCUGGGACACUAUUAGCUUUCUCUACUGCCAUAUAUGACCCCCCCCCCCCACACACACACACACGCACACACACUCUUAGAAAAGGAUCAAAAUAAAUAAUUUAAUGAUCCUUUCCUUAGUCAAAUUUAGUAGCACUUUAGUAAUAAUUGCUAUUGUCUUUAAGUGUCACUUCCAGAGGUGUGUAUAAUAAAAUAAACAUUACAAUUGUCCUUAAAGGUUAAACAUUUUCUGAAUUUGACUUUCUCAACCUGACUGUUAUCAUUUUUCCAUCAUGCGUCAGUGAACAGCAGGUGAUUUGAGCCACACCACUGAUCUCAGUGAGGGGAAGGAACUGUUCACUAUCAGAGGAACAUUGAUACAGAUGGUUUGAAAUUCUCGAGAUGAUCUUUUUGCUUUUUUUGAAUAAAAUAUUUAAGAAAAGAAAAA